GUGCCCGUCGUGCCGCUCGCGCUCGGCCUUCCUCCCACGGCAACGCUGGACCUGCUCCUGAGCCUCCUCGCCGUGCUCGCCGUGCUGGUCGUACUCGUGGCUCUGGCGGGGACGUCCCACCUUCUCCUGGUGCUGCUGCCUCGCAUCGGGGCUAUGCCCUACGAGGAGUGGGAUGAUGCCAAGCGGGCACAAGUGGCUGCAGACCUGGAGAUGGCCGCUACCUUCCCGUCGCAGGAGAUGCGCCACGACCUGCACGCCACCCCGCAGGGCCCCGCUGCUGGGCUCUUUGACCCAUGGGCCGCGGCGGCGGGGGCUGGCGCUCCCUCGCGGGCUCAGGCUGCUGCUGGUGGUGCUGUUGACUGUGGUGAUGAGGAGGAGCAAGCCGCCUUCACUCGGGCCUUUUACCAUGCCGACAUCUCCGCGAGAUUCCUGCAGCUGCGCAGUGAGUUCGACAACAUCGUUACCACGGCCAUCACCAACUCCGUCCAGCAGUCGAACGCUCCUAUCUUGGCCACGCUCACCACACUGCAGAAGCAGCUCUCCUCGCAGCACACCUCCAUCGAUCAGCAGGUCAUGUCAUCGGUGCGCCCUCAGUUCGAUGCUAUGCAGCGACAGUUUCAAGAGCAGCAUGAUGCCCUCUGCCGUCGCGUCGAUUACAACGAGCGGGACAUCGAGGCCCACGCCGCUCAGCUGGCUGAGCUACAGAAGCAGGUCGAAGAGCUCCGCCGCCAGAAUGAGUUGGACCGACAGCUACCUUCGCGGCCACCUGCCCCGCCUGGCUUCGACCGCGAGAUCGAUCCGACGCAGGUCAUUGUGGUCUCGUCCAAGCUCGUCGGUCUGGCUGGCGUCCGUGAGGUGGUCAACUCCCUCAUGGGUGAGCUCAACUUCUCUGAAGACGACUCGUACACGAUCAAGGCACUCACGCCGCUCCCUUCCAAAAAGUUUGCCGUCUGCUUCUCUGGGCCGAUCGGACUUGCCUCCCGCCGGGUGCAAAAGGCCCUUGCUAACCUCAAGACGGACGGCGCCUGGCGGGUCUUCCAGUGCCCGGCUCAAG
Molecule: messenger RNA, 1054 nt
Organism: Prorocentrum cordatum
Lineage: Eukaryota; Dinophyceae; Prorocentrales; Prorocentraceae
Source: the annotation of a GenBank genome assembly